CACAGGUGUCUUCGAAACAAACAAAAACGAAGCAGAAAAAAGUGAAAAAGGAAGAAAAAUCGAAAGGCCAUUGCUUUGAGAAGCAGAGGUCAUGGGUUCCAAACUUGUAAUGUGGAACGUGUUGGGCACCAAUGCAUUCUUGUUUCUGCUCUUGUUUUCGUGGUUCUCUUCUGUUACAGCCUCUGUGACUUACGACGACAAAGCUAUUAUCAUCAAUGGGCAGCGAAGGAUUCUCAUUUCAGGAUCUAUUCACUACCCACGAAGCACUCCUGAGAUGUGGCCAGACCUUAUUCAGAAGGCCAAAGAUGGAGGUUUGGAUGUUAUUCAAACUUAUGUCUUUUGGAAUGGACACGAACCUUCUCAGGGCAAUUAUUACUUCCAGGAUAGAUAUGAUCUGGUUGGGUUUAUCAAACUGGUGAAAGCAGCUGGCCUUUAUGUUCAUCUCCGGAUUGGUCCCUAUGUUUGUGCUGAAUGGAACUUUGGGGGCUUCCCUGUUUGGCUGAAAUACAUCCCAGGAAUGAGUUUCAGAACAGACAAUGAGCCUUUUAAGGCUGAAAUGAAAAAAUUCACGAACAAGAUUGUGGAUAUGAUGAAAGCAGAAAGAUUGUUUGAAUCUCAGGGUGGCCCAAUAAUUAUGUCUCAGAUAGAGAACGAAUAUGGACCUGUAGAGUAUGAAGUUGGAGAUACUGCCAAGGCUUAUACGAAAUGGGCAGCAGAAAUGGCUGUGGGUCUUGGCACUGGAGUCCCAUGGGUCAUGUGCAAGCAAGAUGAUGCCCCUGAUCCCAUAAUAAACACCUGCAAUGAUUUCUAUUGUGACUGGUUCUCUCCUAACAAAGCUUACAAACCCAAGAUGUGGACAGAAAAUUGGACUGGCUGGUUUACUGAGUUUGGUGGUGCAGUUCCUUACAGACCAGCAGAAGAUGUGGCAUUUUCAGUUGCAAGGUUUAUACAGAAAGGCGGGUCGUUCGUUAACUAUUACAUGUAUCAUGGAGGAACAAACUUUGGGCGGACAGCCGGUGGUCCCUUCAUCGCUACUAGCUAUGAUUAUGAUGCUCCAAUUGAUGAAUAUGGACUACUAAGACAACCUAAAUGGGGCCAUUUGAGAGAUCUGCAUAAAGCCAUCAAGCUUUGUGAACUGGCUUUAGUUUCUGUUAAUCCAACUGUGACAUCACUUGGGAACAAUCAAGAGGCUCAUGUCUUCAAGUCGAAGUCUGGAGCUUGUGCUGCAUUCCUUGCGAACUAUGACUCAAAUUCUUUUGCAACAGUUUCUUUUGGGAAUAUGAAUUACAAUCUGCCUCCUUGGUCCAUAAGCAUCCUUCCUGACUGCAAGAACACUGUUUUCAACACUGCAAGGGUUGGGGCCCAAAGUGCACAAAUGAAGAUGACUCAAGUGACAGACCUAGGAUUCUCUUGGCAAUCAUACAAUGAAGAGAUAACCUCUGAUAGUGACAGUUCAUUUACAGUCGCCGGGUUGCAGGAGCAGAUAAAUACCACUAGAGAUUCCACGGACUAUUUGUGGUACAUGACAGAUGUGAAGAUAGAUCCAAACGAAGGGUUUCUGAACAAUGGGCAAUAUCCUGUCCUCACGGUGAUGUCAGCAGGCCAUGCUUUGCAUGUUUUCAUCAAUAGUGAGCUAUCAGGAACCGCCUAUGGGAGUUUGGAGAACCCAAAACUGACAUUCAGUGAGAGUGUGAAGCUGAGAGCUGGCAUCAACAAGAUCUCUCUAUUAAGUUUAUCUGUUGGCCUCCCGAACGUUGGAAUCCAUUUUGAGACAUGGAACGCUGGGGUGCUCGGUCCAGUUACAUUGAAUGGUCUCAAUGAGGGGACAAGAGACCUGUCAUGGCAGAAUUGGUCUUACAAGAUUGGUUUAAAGGGAGAAGAUUUGAGGCUCCACACAGUCACUGGUAGUUCUUCUGUUGAGUGGGUACAAGGAUCACAAGUGGCUCAAAAGCAGCCUCUGACAUGGUACAAGGCUAUUUUCAAUGCACCAGCUGGGAAUGAGCCAUUGGCUUUAGAUAUGAACAGCAUGGGAAAAGGUCAAAUCUGGAUAAAUGGUCAGAGCAUUGGACGCCACUGGCCAGCAUAUAAAGCAUCUGGUACCUGUGGUGGCUGUAGUUAUGCUGGAUAUUAUAAGGAGACGAAAUGCCAGAGUAAUUGUGGAGAGGCCUCUCAAAGAUGGUAUCAUGUUCCACGUUCAUGGCUUAACCCUACUGGAAACCUAUUGGUUGUAUUUGAAGAAUGGGGUGGUGAUCCUACUGGUAUUUCUCUAGGGAGUAGAACAGUAGCAAGCGUCUGUGCUGAUAUUUUUGAAGGGCAGCCGACGCAUACAAGUUUUCAGAUGCAAGCCUCUGGUAAAGUUCAAGGACCCCUCAGGCCCAAGGCACAUCUCUGGUGUGCACCAGGGCAGAAAAUCUCAUCAAUAAAGUUUGCUAGCUUUGGGACUCCACAAGGUGUGUGUGGAAGCUUCCAGGAAGGCAGUUGUCAUGCUCACAAGUCGUACAAUGCUUUUGAAAAGCAUAGCGAAGCAGCAGCUUGCAUCCCUCUUCAUCAAAAAAAUGGGAACACCCAAUCAAGAUGCCCAAAGGAAACUAUCUUGACAAUCUUUACAAGUGAGAAGCAUGUCAGCAGCAACGUCGGAAAUCCAUCAACAUAGCCCUGCUACAUAACACUAGAAAAAAAGG
Molecule: messenger RNA, 2681 nt
Organism: Telopea speciosissima
Lineage: Eukaryota; Viridiplantae; Streptophyta; Magnoliopsida; Proteales; Proteaceae
Product: beta-galactosidase-like
Exons: 20
Coding region: 92-2653 (853 amino acids)
Biological process (GO): carbohydrate metabolic process
Cellular component (GO): vacuole; cell wall
Molecular function (GO): carbohydrate binding; beta-galactosidase activity
Source: RefSeq, a predicted model, not a curated record